This is a messenger RNA of Odocoileus virginianus texanus, 3185 nucleotides long. The record is from RefSeq and is a predicted model, not a curated record. NCBI's taxonomy places the organism in Eukaryota, Metazoa, Chordata, Mammalia, Artiodactyla, Cervidae.
GCAGAGCGCAGUUCCGACCCACAGCCUGGCACCCUUCGGCGAGCGCUGUUUGUUUAGGGCUCGGUGAGUCCAAUCAGGAGCGCAGGCUGCAGUUUUCCGGCAGAGCAGUAAGAGGCGCCUCCUCUCUCCUUUUUAUUCACCAGCAGCACCGCGCAGACCCCGGACUCGCGCUCGCCCGCCGGCGCCCUCGGCCUCUCUCCGCGCUCGGGAGCACCCUCCACCACGGCUGUUCUCCAUGCGCAGCGCCCAUCCGAGGAGCUAAAAGUCAGUUUGCAGCGGCGCAGGACCGUGGAUGGCCUUGACUGACGGCGGCUGGUGCCUGCCGAAGCGCCUUGGGGCCGCGCCUCCUGCGGACGCCAGCGACUCCGGAGCCUUUCCAGCGCGGGAGCCCUCCACGCCGCCUUCCCCCAUCUCCUCCUCUUCUUCCUCCUGCUGCUCUCGGGGUGGGGAGCGCGGCCCGGGCGGCGCCAGCAACUGCAGGACGCCGCAGCUCGACACGGAGGCGGCGGCGGGACCCACGGCCCGCUCGCUGCUGCUCAGUCCCUACGCCUCGCAUCCCUUCGGGGCUCCCCACGGACCUUCGGCGCCGGGGAUCUCGGGCCCCGCGGGCGCCCUGUCGAGCUGGGAGGACCUACUGCUCUUCGCUGACCUCGACCAAGCCGCGACCGCCAGCAAGUUGCUGUGGUCCAGCCGCGGCGCCAAGCUGAGCCCUUUCGCGCCCGAGCAGCCGGAGGAGAUGUACCAGACCCUCGCCGCCCUCUCCAGCCAGGGGCCUGCAGCUUACGACGGCUCGCCCGGUGGCUUCGUGCACUCGGCGGCCGCCGCCGCUGCAGCCGCGGCCGCCGCGAGCUCCCCGGUCUACGUCCCCACCACGCGCGUGAGCUCCAUGCUGCCGGGCCUGCCGUACCUACAAGGUGCGGGCGGCGGGCCGGCCAAUCAUGCGGGGGGCGCGGGCGCGCAUCCCGGCUGGCCGCAGGCCUCGGCCGACAGCCCUGAGCACCAGUAUGGCUCGCUGUCGGCCGCGCGGCCGCUGAACGGGACGUACCACCACCAUCACCACCACCACCCGAGCGCCUACUCGCCCUACGUGGGGGCCCCGCUGACGCCCGCCUGGCCCGCCGGACCCUUCGAGACCCCGGUGCUGCACAGCCUGCAGAGCCGCGCCGGAGCCCCGCUCCCGGUGCCGCGCGGCCCCGGCACAGACCUGCUGGAGGACCUGCCCGAGAGCCGCGAGUGCGUGAACUGCGGCUCCAUCCAGACGCCGCUCUGGCGACGCGACGGCACCGGCCACUACCUGUGCAACGCCUGCGGUCUCUACAGCAAGAUGAACGGCCUCAGCCGGCCCCUCAUCAAGCCGCAGAAGCGCGUGCCUUCCUCCCGUCGGCUUGGAUUGUCCUGUGCCAACUGUCACACCACGACCACCACUUUGUGGCGCAGAAACGCCGAGGGCGAGCCUGUGUGCAAUGCGUGUGGACUCUACAUGAAGCUCCAUGGGGUGCCUCGACCGCUUGCUAUGAAAAAAGAGGGAAUUCAAACCAGGAAACGAAAACCUAAGAACAUAAAUAAGUCAAAAGCUUGCUCUGGUAAUAGCAAUAAUUCUGUUCCCAUGACUCCAACUUCCACCUCUUCUAACGCAGAUGACUGCAGCAAAAAUACUUCCCCCACCACACAACCGGCAGCCUCAGGGGCAGGCGGCUCGGUGAUGUCCGGUGCCGGGGACAGCGCCAACCCCGAGAACAGCGAGCUCAAGUACUCAGGUCAAGACGGGCUGUACAUCGGCGUUAGCCUGGCCUCGCCGGCUGAAGUCACGUCGUCGGUGAGGCAGGAUUCCUGGUGCGCCCUGGCCCUGGCCUGAGCGGCCGCGGGGACCAGAGGAGGACGCUGCCGGCCCGUGGGAUCGCCUUCAUGGAUCCUCUUGGCAAGCAGUCCGGACUGGGCCGAGGAUGCUGACCAGACUUCUUCCUCUGAUACAUGAUUUCUGUGCCUUUAUUUGAAAGAGAUGAAUCUCCCGAGAGGCUUGCUCUGCCUUGCCCCUGGGGCCCUGUCUUGAAGACCCAGGGAAAAGAGGGACCGCCUCUCCAGGGAAGGACCGGGGCAGCCCACAGCCUCCCUGGCCACGGGGGCCGCUUCCAGGCAGCUGGUCUCUGGGUUGGCCAGGGGAUUGGAUGUCCAUCGUGACACAUGCAGAAACCGGAACUAUGCCCGGGGCCUUGCCUGCCAUGGAAUAUCGAAAGAGAUUUUUAAACCAAAGUUUUAUGUGUAUUGCCCCAAAUCAUGUGCUUCUUCUGAUCAGUUUUGGUUAUUCCAGAAUUUCUCCGCCCCUUUUCCACAGCCCCCUUCCCUGAUUUCCCGCGCGUUCAUGGAGAAGAUCCUUCGUUUGGUACACACCUCCGGAGGCUGAGUCGGUUCUUGAGGUCUCUUCAAAAAUAUCACUCAGUUUGCAGGACUGCAUCGUAACUGUAACAUACACUGUGACUGACGUUUCUCAAAGUUCAUAUUGUGCGACUGACCCGAAGUCAGUCCGAAUUUGUAAACAGGGUAGCAAACAAAAGAUAUUUUUCUUCCAUGUAAACAAUAAUUUUUUUUAAAAAAGUGCAAUUUGCGUUGCAGCAAUCAGUGUUAAAUCAUUUGCAUAAAAGAUUUAACAACAUUUUUUAUAAUGAAUGUAAACAUUUUAACUUAAUGGUACUUAAAUAAUUUAAAAGAAGAAAAUGUAAACUUAGACAUUCUUAUGCUUCUUUUACAACUACAUCCCAUUUCUAUAUUUCCAGUUGUGAAAAAAUAUUUCAAGAACAAAUCUUCUCUCAGGUAAAUUGCCUUUAUCCACUUGUUAAGAAUUUUUGUAUAAGAACACCAGUAUCUCCCCUUUAUUUUACUGUGGAAUAUGUGCUGGAAAAAUGGCAACAAAACUUUACUACCUAACAGAUAACAUUUGUAAAUACUUUAGGCAUCUGUACACACCAUGAUGAAGUCUCUAUAGUGUGACUAACCCACAGGCAGGUUGGUUUACGUUAAUUUUUUAAAAAAUGGGAUGUCAUAUGGAAACCUAUUUCACCAGAGUUUUAAAAAUAAAAAGGGUAUUGUUUUGUCUUCUGUACAGUGAAUUCCUUCCCUUAUAGUUUCAUUUUGAUACUGUGUAUGGCUAUAGACAUUCAUAUAAAGCAAGUACCUGUGAUAUUUGCAAA